AGACAUUCCAAGCUUGCUGUGCUGUGAUACUACUCUGGAUCUUUUCUGCAAGUCCCCAUCCUUCCUCUCUGGACGCGGCAAAGGGAGGGAGAGGAGAGUUUUGCAGCAAGCAAGCUGCUGGUGGCAUCCUUUCUCCCUGCUCGAUCCGCUCAAGAUUUGCAUGAGCUUGUCAUCAAGAGGUAGAGCAAGCUGAACCUCUAUGCACCCCAUUAUUUCUGCUACGCCUCCCAAUCGCUCAUUAAACAGAUCAUGUUGAUCUCUUCUACAUCAUGCUGAUAAGUGGCUUAUCAGCAAUCCACCUGUAAUCAGGUCCUCUACGCACACACCAUUCUAUUCUGCACACCGUUUUCCGUUCCCAGAUCCAGCUCGAUCUGCAGCCAUGGCAGAAGUUUUAGCUGGAUUUCUCACUUCUGCCGUCGUCAACAUUGCCAAAGACAAGCUGGCCUCCGCCAUCGCGGAGCAGGCCAAUCUGCUGUGGAACUUCGGCGACGACCUAGAGAACAUGAACUCGGUGCUGGAGUCCAUCUCUGCAGAACUCCAGGACGCCGAGAGGCGGUCGGUCAAGGAGAAGUUGGUGCAGCUGUGGCUCAAGCGGCUGAAGAACGCUGCCUUUGACAUCUCGGACUUGCUCGAUGACUAUCAAGAUACUAGCGACCGAUUGACUGCUGCAAAGAUUCCAAAUGAGAAAAAAAUGAAAUUCUUGCAGAAGACAAGAGUGCUCUCAUGUCUUCCAGUUGCACGCAAGAAGAUUGCUGUUGCUAAUAGGAUGAAGAAUAUGAGAGAAGAGCUAAGAAAAAUCAAUGACGAAUUUCAUAGUUUUAAUUUCACAUUGGGAGGCACUAGCACUUCUGUUGAGCAGCAUUAUGAUAUUCGUGAAACAUCAUCACUUUUACCUGAAGAACCAAUAAUAGGGAGGAAUGGAGACAAACGGGAAAUCAUAAAACUGUUAUUGGCAAGUACCAACAAUGAUGAGACAGUGAUUCUUCCUAUAUAUGGCCUUGGAGGUAUGGGCAAGAGUACUUUGGCGCAACUAGUUUACAAUGAUGCCCAAUUCAAGAAGUAUGAUUAUCGUAUAUGGGUUUAUGUGUCCCGGGAUUUCAAUUUAAAGAAAAUAGGAAGCUCUAUAAUUUCUCAACUUCCAAUUGAAGGAGGUCAGCAGAAUUGGGAUACAUUGCACGUGAUAAAUCAGUGCCUUGAGAAGAACCUACUCUGUGGCAAGAAGGUUUUGAUUGUUUUAGAUGACUUAUGGGAGGAAAAGGACACUGAGUUGGGGAAACUGAGAAGUAUGCUUCACGUGGGCAAGAAGUGCAGUAUGAUAGAUGUCAUAGUAACCACACGCAAGGAAGACAUUGCUAGAAAAGUUUCCACCACUGAACCAUACAAGCUGCAGCCUUUGAAGGAUGAUACAUGCUGGGAAAUAAUUAAGAGAUAUAGUAAGUUUGAACAGAAACAUAACCAAGAAAGACUGGAGCAGAUAGGAUUGGAUAUUGCAAAGAAAUGUGGAGGUGUGGCAUUAGCAGCUCAAGCACUUGGAUACAUGCUACAAUACAAAGAUAUGUCUGGAUGGGUAGAAAUAAAUAACAGUGAUAUCUGGAAUGAAUCUUCUGAAGACAAUGGUGGCGUGCUCCCGUCCUUGAAGCUAAGUUAUGAAAGGAUGCCACCACAGCUCAGGAUGUGCUUUUCUUAUUGUGCCAUAUUCCCAAAAGGACAUAAUAUUACUGAAGAUGAUUUGAUUCACCAAUGGAUUGCUCUCGGCUUUAUAAAGCCAUCGAUGGGGAAGGAAUACAUCAGACAACUUUUGGGGAUGUCCUUCCUUCAGGUUUCCAAGUUGCCCAAGACUUCGGGAGAUCAUAUGGUGCAGUACACCAUGCAUGACCUGGUGCAUGACCUGGCAACAUUAAUCAUUGGUGAUGAGUUAAUGGUUUCUUCCGGUGCAUCGAAGAGCACGAAUGCACAUAGGCUGAAAUAUUGUCGCUAUGCACUGGUUACGAAAUAUGACCAGGAAAUGAAGUUAUCGGUUGUUUUACCCUCGAAGGUGAGGGCACUACAUUUUUCAGAUAGCAGCAAGCUGGAUUUGUUGGGGCAACUGGUGCCACCAAUGAGUCUGAAGGACUUUUCUCUAGAAUAUUAUAGUAGCCCGAGCUUUCCUAGCUGGCUCAUGGACAUUUCUCAUCAUCUCCCGAAUCUUACUUCCAUUGCUUUGUGUAAUCUUCCUGCAUGUAGCAACCUACCACCACUUGGACAGUUGCCGCUCCUAGAAAGCCUGCGUCUCUGGUAUUUAUCCAAGGUUGCAAAGAUUGACAUGAGUAUCUGCGGUGGCAAAGGAGCGUUCCCCCGAUUGGCAAAAUUCGAUCUAGGUUGUAUGUAUGGACUGGAGGAGUGGACUACAACAUACCCUGGCGAGGAUGGUGUGGAGGAGUUCAUGUUCCCUAUGCUAGAUGAAUUACAUGUAUAUUGUUGUCCAGGUUUAAGAUUGAAACCAUGCCCACCGAAGUGCCGUAAGUGCACAAUAAACAAUAGCGACCAGGUUAUAUCUUCCCUGGAGGAGGUACAAACCAGCAGCCAUUGCUGCAACAGAUCUACUCCAACCACCAGCCUGGCCAUCAUGGAGAGCGAAUGCCACAGCUGCAGACUGUUUCACCACUUCCCUGCCCUCCAGGAGUUGGAAUUAUCGAGCUGUCAUAAUCUGAGGAGCUUGCCGGAGGGCAUACAGCAGCUCUCCUCCCUUCAGUCGCUCGAAUUGGAGUGGUGUAACGGCAUAUCAGCACUGCCUGAAUGGCUGCGCAACAUCUCCUCUCUCAAAAGACUCGCCAUCAGGUACUGUAAGGGCAUCAAGUCUUUGCCUCCAUGUAUACAGCAGCUCACCAACCUCCAGAAGCUAGUUGUUGCUAAGAACGGGGAACUACAGCAGUGGUGCAAGUCAGAAGAGAAUAAGGCGAAGCUCGCACACAUUAACAGCAUAAUUUAUGAGUAGCUUAACCAAGUACCAUGAAAAAUGCCACCGGGGUAUAAGGUUAGGGUUACAAUCAGUUGGACUUCCUAGCCACAGAUUCAAGUGAAACAUCCUCAAUGCUUGUAAUAUGGGUUCUAUGGACACUUGAGGCUUCUGUAUUUUCAGUACAAAACAGACAUGGUUGCUUUUAACUACAGCUGUAACGUGCCUGUGAGACGUUUCUUGGCAACAAGCUCAAAUAAUGUUGAAUCAGAGGAUCUUCAUUAGCGGCUGCAUUGUCAGAUCUUAGAUGCUAGCAGAGCUUAUACAAAGUUACAAACUGUAGUGUUAUAGUGUUAUUGACUACAUUUGCUGCAGGCUCUCAGUGUAGACAACAUGGGAACUCCAUCUGCUUCUGUCUGUCACUUGUGACUCUGUACAAGUGAACUCUGUUCGAUUCUUCAAAUUCUGCAAAAAGCUUUUGUCUUCAGUUAAUUUCCCCCAUUUUCUCUUUCUGUUCUUGCCUUAUAUGCUGGGCAGACAACUCUUGUACAGAUGCUCCAAAUAAAACAUUCAGGUGCCAA
Molecule: messenger RNA, 3516 nt
Organism: Panicum virgatum (switchgrass)
Lineage: Eukaryota; Viridiplantae; Streptophyta; Magnoliopsida; Poales; Poaceae
Product: disease resistance protein RGA2-like
Exons: 7
Coding region: 380-2974 (864 amino acids)
Biological process (GO): defense response to fungus
Molecular function (GO): ADP binding
Source: RefSeq, a predicted model, not a curated record